UCCAGACUUUAAACCUGUGAAAGCAGGGCUUGGGUGAGACGGGGACCACUGACAAGAGAAUCUCCCAAGCCCAGGGGAGAAACAGAUUUGAGCUUCAUCUGAGAGAGGGCAAGGGCAGGCCAAGCGGAUUAUGGCGCUAGUGGACAAUGAGGUCUCUUUCACGGUGAAGUUUUUGGGCCAAAUAGACGUGGACCGCGCAGAUGGCUUACAGGUUCUGAAUGAGGCGGCAGGUCUCUUGAAGAUGUCUGACGGCACCAGUAAGAUGAAAUCCAAGCAGCAGAAGGUGUCCCUGUUUCUGUCAUUAAAUGGCAUCGAUGUCCUGAACCACAAAACGAAGUUCAUGCUGCACAGCUGCCCCAUGUCCUCCAUCUCCUUCUGUGGCGUCCACCAGACCAUGCCGAACCUCUUCGGCUUUGUGGCCAAGAGCCCUGCGGGCGAUCGUCACCACUGCUACCUGUUCCAAAGCACCAAGUUUUCCCAUCUCCUGGUGUCCAUCAUCGGAGACACCUUCCAAGCUGCAAAGGCCAAUGAGAACUUUGGAUGGGACAAGGACCUGCUUGUGGAAGCUCUGAGACACAAGAAUAAGAUGCUGCAAAGUGAAAACGUCUCUCUGAAAAAGAAGAUUGCCACCCUCGAGGCACAGGCAGCGUCCCAGCAGAGUCCGGCAACUCAGUAAAACAUCAGGGUGGGGAUGACAAAGACACGCUGUGCUGAGGGCACACCAUGCGGUCCUGAUGAAAAACCAAGACAGAGAAUCACGGUUUCCAAGCAGAAGUCUGACACUCUUUCCAUUUCUGGACUCCUCUGUUCCCGGCCCCACGGCACUCUUAUCAUCAGAGAAGCUGCUCUGUUCCCCGUCUUUGGACAAUUCCUCCAGGGCUUGUGAUCUCCCUGUACUACUUUGCACAUUCUAGCACAGCUACCCAGCGUAAUAUCCCCCCAGAGGCUCCUGCUACAGGUUUCUUUCCUUAAAACCCUUAACAAUGUGUCAACCAGUCUACAAGUCUUCUAGCUUGGCUUUUCUUAUUUGUGUAAAGGGGUUCUUCAGGCACAAUUUUAAAGGGCCACAUACAGUAUGUGUCACAUUUGUAGUCCCUCCCCCUUAAGGGCGCUCUGGCUCGUUCAGUUUUUUCGUUGAUUUUGUGCACCUGCCCCCGGUUCCAGCCCACCUUUAACAGCCAGACGCUCGCUCUGUUCCGGGCUCUGUUGGAACCUCCGGAGGCUCGCCUACCACCGAGUCGCCCUAUGUCCGAGCGUUUAAAGUUGUUUAAACUACAAACUACAAUCACGUUAGCUCUCUCUGCCCUUUCCUUUAUGCCUGUCUGGGAAAGGGUUUAAUGGCAUUUUUAGAUCUUAAGAACACAAGUAGGUUUACAAACGAAAGGCCAAUUACCCCACGUUAUCUUGGCCUUAAGUGUAGUUAACUGAUGCCUGUAUCACGUCCAGAUGUUUCUUGAUAGAAGGCAGAUUAUCACCCUUGACAACACAGCUGGGUACCCUGUUUCUUGCGCCAACACCUCAUUUAACUCAUGAGCCUCCAGGUGUACACUGUGAACUCACUAAAGCCACUAACAACCAGAUGAACUACUGUAUACCUGCCAAAUGGCCUCCUCUAAUCUAUAAACUUCCUUCUGCUCUUAAGUACACAUGUGACUUUUUCCCCUUUAUUAAAUCCCUUUUUCAUCAAAUGA
Molecule: messenger RNA, 1691 nt
Organism: Lepisosteus oculatus (spotted gar)
Lineage: Eukaryota; Metazoa; Chordata; Actinopteri; Semionotiformes; Lepisosteidae
Product: PTB domain-containing engulfment adapter protein 1-like
Source: RefSeq, a predicted model, not a curated record